Molecule: messenger RNA, 416 nt
Organism: Paramecium octaurelia
Lineage: Eukaryota; Ciliophora; Oligohymenophorea; Peniculida; Parameciidae
Source: the annotation of a GenBank genome assembly
UAUAUAUAUGCAAAAAGUACUCAAUUUUAGGGAAUACUUUUUAAAUCCAAAAGGAAUCAAGAUUGUGCCUACUUCAAAUUUCAAAAGAGCAACACCGAUUGAGCGACUAUUUGAUUAAUCUGUUGUUUUGCACAGAGCCGAGAAGUAAUUAGAGAAAAAUGUUGUUGCAUUCAAAUUACAGCCAUACAAAUAUUCAUUGAAUAAACCUGAAAUAAAGCAAUAUUUUACGUAAUGUAAUGUGAUCUAAUUAUAAGAAAGUGUACGGAUUGAAUGUCGAUAAGGUGAGCACUAUUAAUUAUAUGGGAGCAAUAAAGAGAUCCCCCAAAGGAGGUCGUUAUAGAGAGAAGGACUUUAAGAAAGUGUAUUUAUAACUAAAUGAAGAUAUUGAACCAUUCUUUUAGAAAAUAGAGAAGUGA